UUGUCUUUAAGACUACUUGCCUACGACUUAUCUUGGAGAAGUUUAGUGCCAAAUUUGCUUGCUAGAAUUAAAUGCACCAAUUUAAGCACAAAAUGGUAUUGGUUACAGACUGUUAUCGGUUAUCCAAAUUAAGCGUACUUGCCAUUUAGUAUUACGGUCUAGUGAUAUUCCUCUUCACUUGUAAGUGAGAGAUCUUAAGUUCGAUUCUUGUCAGAGAUAAAUUUGAACCACAUUAUUGCUAACCCAUUGUGAAGCUAAAAUCAUCCCCUCCCCCUAGUGUAGAUUAUAUCGUUUGUCAAAAAAAUAAAAAUUCGAGUGUACUUUGCCAUUUUAGUUUACUUAAUCAGUUUGUUGACCCUUAUUUGCUAUAGAAAGGAAGGCACAUUUAAUGGGAUCUAAACAGACGAAGAUUUUGGUCCUAGUCUAUUUCCUCCUAUAUAGCUAUGGCAUGCGCCAACCAAUUAACAUCCUAAAUACGAUCAUCCAACUAAUUUAACCGAAAUAAACGCUACAAAAAGAAAUGGUCAAACUACAAAAAUAACCUGCAUCUUGUACUAUAUAUACUCAACUGACGCCGAAAAUUAAUAUCUAAAAAAUAAAAAGAAAGAGAGAAAGAUAGCAAUGGCCAUGCCAAUGUCCUCACCGAGUGCCAACGCCAUGACAAUGAAGGCAUUGACUUUGCGAGCCCUCCUGGGGCCAAUCCUGCUAUGUCUUCUUCUCCCUUACCAUGUUCAUGUCUCUGCUGCCGACCGUGUGCUUCUUGAAGCCAAGAAGGAUCACGAUAAGGUUGGGCCAAAGUUCAAGCCUGGCCCUUGGAAGCAUGCUCAUGCCACAUGCUACGAAGGAGGCUCCGGAACCUUUGGUGGAGCUUGUGGUUACCAUGAUGUUGUUAAGGAAGGUUAUGGCCUCAAAACUGUAGCACUAAGCGAUGCACUGUUCAACAAAGGGCAGUCGUGUGGUGCAUGCUUCGAAAUCAGAUGUGUAGACUCACCCCAAUGGUGCAAGCCCGGGCAGCCAGUUGUGUCAGUUACAGCAACAAACCACUGCCCUCCAAACUACAACCUCCCAAGUGACAAUGGAGGAUGGUGCAAUUCGCCACGUGAGCAUUUCGAUAUAGCCAAGCCCAUCUUCCUCCAGAUUGCUGAGUACAAGGCUGGCAUUGUCCCAGUUGAAUAUCGAAGAGUACCAUGCAAAAAAAUAGGAGGCAUUCGGUUCACAAUAACAGGGAAUCCUUAUUUCAAUGAAGUGAUGGUUUGGAAUGUUGGAGGCUCUGGGGAUGUAACAAGUGUCGAAGUGAAAGGUGACGGCAAGCUUCCAUGGACGCCGUUGAAGCGAAUGUGGGGUCAGAGGUGGACCACCGAUGCUAAGCUUGUUGGGGAAUCAUUGACAUUUAGGGUAGGUGAGAGUGAUGGAAGAACCAUUACUUCAGUGAAUAUUGCCCCUAAGAAUUGGCAGUUUGGUCAGACCUACGAAGGCAAGAACUUCGAUUAGGAGUAGAAUCAUGUUGGAAGCUUCAUUUUGAUGCUUUCGACUAGGAAAUUAACGAACAAGCUCUAAUGUUAUUGUUGAUUGAAUUAGUUUUGCUUGUUAUCUUAUGUGUAUAAGUUGCGAUGAAAUGGUAAAGUAAAGGGGCUGCCUUGUUAGGUGGAUGGAACAUAGAAAUUGUUCUAAAUGUACCAUUAAUUAGGUUAAAUCUUAAUUCGACGAAAAGUAAUUUAGUUGUGA
This is a messenger RNA of Pyrus x bretschneideri (Chinese white pear), 1725 nucleotides long. Its product is annotated as expansin-A9-like. The record is from RefSeq and is a predicted model, not a curated record. The transcript has 2 exons. The coding region runs from base 622 to 1491 and encodes 289 amino acids. Lineage: Eukaryota; Viridiplantae; Streptophyta; Magnoliopsida; Rosales; Rosaceae. Gene Ontology annotation, biological process: plant-type cell wall organization. Gene Ontology annotation, cellular component: extracellular region.